Porites lobata is the source of this 7259-nucleotide messenger RNA. The record is from the annotation of a GenBank genome assembly. Lineage: Eukaryota; Metazoa; Cnidaria; Anthozoa; Scleractinia; Poritidae.
AGCCCUGUAGGUUGGUCAGGACGAGGAUGUCAUGUCAAAUGGUUGAAUGACUCCAGGACAGAAUGCAGCUGCAAUCACUUAACUCACUUUGCAGUUCUAAUGCAGUUUGACACAUUUUCUGAACCGAAAACUGGCCAAUACAGUAGAUUGCAAAAUGUAGGGUACAAGACAGAAAGAACAGAAGUAAGUUUGUAGGGUCUGGAAAGGAGGGUCCUGAACGCACAUCCCAAACUUUUUUCAUCGCUAUUUCGAAUAUCAUUUUUUUCCAAACUCGCAUCCGUGGCCAAAUUUCAGCUUAUCUUACUUCUCGUCUGGCAGUCACAUUCUGUGUCCCGUCAACGUUUUCCCAAAUCCCGCACUGUAUUUUGUUCACAUCCUGUUUCCCGGAAAUACCCUUCCAGACACCGAGGAAAGGCUGGCCACACCAUCGGGGUCUACAUCCACUACUUUCUAACUACCCGCUUCCCGUCAAAUAUCGAAUCCUAUCAAUGUCUUCCCAAAUCCCGCACUGUAUUUUGUCAAGAUCCCGGAUCGGCAGUAUCCUUCCAGACCCUGUGUUUUGGUUUUCUAGUCGAUUAAUCAUGUUGUUAUACAACAUGCGUUAUUGGGGUCACUCAGGCGGGUUUCGGGGAGCAAACCUGAGUGCAAGACAAGAGAGAGGGGGAAAAAGAGAAAAAUAACGCCUGUAGACAGGUUAUUGUUCUCUCUCUUCGAAACGUUCAUCUGGCGAACGCUGGUUUCUAUUGGGAGAGAGAGAGGCAACAUUUCUCUCUUUUCCCUCCUCUCUCUUGUCUAACGCCUCCUACUGGCGUCUUAAAACCCGCCUGAGCACCCCAAUAACGCCUGUUGAGUAGCCUAAGAAUAAAUAGUUGCGCCUAGAAAAUUAUCGUUUUAUUGUGUAACAGUGGCGUUUUUAUAAGCGUGUUUUUGAGGACACUUUUUCUUAAAAAUCGAAAUGCCGCCAAAAUCAUCAAAUGACCCGGUUUCACUGCAUUUGUGAGGCCUAAUCUCGUAACCGUACGGACGGAGAAUAUCACUUUUAUUUGUCCUGCAAAUAUUUAAUUAAAAAGUGAACAGAUCUUACAAAAGAAAGAGGUUAUACCUCGAAAUGUUUUUGAGAACAAAUUCGGCGAAAAAUAAGCCUGGGUGCCAGCUGCUGGAAAGAACGUCGGGCUCUUGAGAGCAAGAUUAGCCUGCAUGUAAGGGGGGCAUCCAUUCAUGCAUGUGUCUGGUACGGUGGAGAUUAAAUGGUUUUUCGGUUGUUUUGUAUGUAGAAAGAUGAAAAGGUGCUGAAUAUUCUGACCCAGUUGGGUCUUACCCUUUCCUUAAUCGGAAUCAUAGCGACAAUAAUCUGCUACGCAUUUCUGACGUAAGUACAUCUAAUAUCUUUUUAAAACAUAAUCAAAUGUUUCAACACGACUCCUUAAGCCCAAAUUUUGAACGUUAUCCCUUCUUAGUCUUUAAUUUUUUCUUCUCUUCUCUUUUCUUAUCUCAUGAUAUCUUAUCUUAUCUUGUCUUGUCUUGUACUUUAUUCUAAUGCUUUGUAUUGUAUUGUGUAACAUUGCAUUGUAGGGUAGUGUAAUGUAUUGCAUUGUAUUUUACUGUGUUGAAUUGUAAUGUAUUGUAUUGUAUUAUAUGAUAAUUUGUUUUGUAUAGAGCGUUUUCAUAUGACGUAACGGAGACCAUAAUAAAAAAAAAAAAAAAAAUAAAAACUAUAAAAAGGCGGCCAUGUUGGUGUUCCAAACCAGUCUUGUGGGAGUUGAACUCUUUUCUUAUGUAAACACUUUCUUUUGUUCCAAUAAAUUUGCAUAGAAACUGGUCACGUGAACGGAAAGACGCUUUAUUGCGUUGCAUUGCUAUAAUACACAUUUAGAGACAUUCCUUUGUUAGACCCACCCAGAGUGGUUUUGUUGAAGACAAUAUAGUUGUUUAUCUUUACACAGCGAUAUUAAAGCACCACUGUCACAAAUCCGGAUAAGUCUUGUCGCUUCCCUUGGAGUGGGCCAAAUAAUCUUCCUCGCAGGCAUUGGAGCAACUGAAAACAAGGUGAGAACUCUUUUAAGCGCUGAUCAUAAUCACUUUAGGCAAUUGACCUCUACAGAAAAUACCAUAAUGUACCAUAAUACUCUUCGUUAGUCACUCCAAAAGUUUGCUGGAGCAUUCUUUUCAUUUUCCGUCGUGGGGCCAUUUUAACUCCCAAGAGAAACUGAAGACAAUGCUUAUGCAAAAUUUUGGAGUGACUAGCAAGAAGUAUUAUGGUGUGUUAUGGCAUUUUCUGUAGUGGUCAAUUCGUCACUUAAGCAACGAGAAGUGAAAUAGGCCGGAUUAACAUUCGCGAAGACUUGGGACUGUUACUAGUAACACGGAAAAAAGGCCAAUAUCUGACCAGCGCGUUCCCAGUAAUUAUAAGGGACCUUAAGAUCUAACAACGAGACCGCAACGAGAACGUCAAAGAAAACAAUAGCUUUAAUAAGCAAAACAACAAUUUUGCUCGUGCAUCACACUUUUUGUACAUUUCUCUUGCUGUUUUUGCACGACUACGACGUGAAAUUGCGUAAUUUCGUGUUUUACGGAGAACGUAAACAAGUAACGGCGAAAUUUUAUUUCUCUUUCUGAACUUGGAUAUGGUCCCUUGGAAUUCAACUUCAGGAGGGUUAGCCUACAUUUGACGAAGUAAGCGGGUAGGAAUAAUCGCGAAAAAAGACUAAAAGAACGCAAAUUUACUUUUUACGAGACGUUCUCGUUGCCUUGGCAUCGUUGGAUCUUAAAGUCCCUAUUAAGGAUCCCAGAAACAAUUCCUGGAAGCAUAUCUGCUCCACUUUCCUUCUCGUUUCUAAGGGCUGUUUACGUGGAGGUGGGGGACCCCAGGUAGGUGAGGUAACCUGCUAUGGUGGGGUAACCGACUUGUCCAUGUAAUUUCUCAUAUUGUCAUCCCACCUAUCAUGUAAGAGCGAUCAAAUGAAUAUCAGAGAUUGUAUGGACAGGCGGGUUUCCCCACCAAAGCGGGUUACCUCACCUAUUUUGGGUCCUCCAUCUAAAAAGGCCCUAGGGUAGCAAAUUCAGUCCACAUACUGUACUUUAAAUGUCUGACGUUUUUUUGUGGAUGCCAUUUACUAUUACUGAAAUGGAAACAUAGGGCAAGAUGGGGUGUUAAAAAUUACCCGCGGUCAAUUUAAUAGAACUUUUACAAGUGCAUUUUACAAGUGUAGCUAUUGUUUUCAGACUCUAAAACAAUAAUGGCUACGCUUGUGAAUUACUCUUGUAAAAGUCUGUUACAUUGAAGCCUGGUCAAUCUAAGUAUCGAAGGUUUCUGGGGUGUUUUCCUGGAAUUUUUCGUCCUGGAAACUAAAGGUACAAGGUGAUAACAUUGUCCUUCCAAUAUGCGAGUUUUGACUAUAUGUUGUAGCCUGAAAUUCAUCCGAUUGCUUCGAGUCGUUUUCUCCUCUCAACAACGUCUGAAUCGACCGGCCGUUAAUGCCGUCCAGUGACGUCACUCACUACCCGAAAACCGGGUAGUGAUUUUGAUUGGUUGAUUGCCUAAACAUUCGCAUAAUUAUGUAUAAUUAUGAAAAAUUUAGCGGGAUUGUCGCUUGACCGCAUCCCUGGCAUUCUUUCGCGUAGUUCAAACAUUUCGAUAAGCUUAAUCUUUAUCUUAAACAGCAAAAUUGUCCUUGUCUUCGAAACUGAAAUGCUAAAUUGAACUGCUAAUGAAGAAUCAUUGCGGGGAGUCGGUAGGUUUUUCAUUUGGAGCCAAUUUGUUGUUUCGUGAUUUUGUUUACGCGAAGUUUUCUGAGAUCAAUAUUAUAAUUCGACCUUCUUGCUAUUUUUACCGUCAAGUGUUAUGAUUCUGUUAGCUUUUCUUUCUUGUUUCCUUGUUUUUUUCUUCGUUAAGGACCAAAUAGGCUUUUUUUCAAUUUUUUAACAAAUCAUUGUGUUUUUGAACUAAGUGUUCCGCGUGUGUGUUAAUUUCAUUGCGUGAUUGCGACCUAGUUUGAUAAUAGAAUUCAGUAUAACCGGUUCAGAGAUCUUCAGAGUUGUACUGCAUGCGGUUGGUAGUUUGAACGUUAAACAUGAACUACGAUCGAAAAAAUAAAGCAAUUCUGUACCAUGCAGACAUUUCCAAACGAUAUUUCUCGGUUUGCCACUUCAAAAUCGUGUUUUAGUUUUUGCAUGAAUUAAAGCAAAGGCCAAGGAGUGGUGACGUCACUGGAUGGCAUUAACGGCCGGUCGAUUCAGACGUUGUUGAGAGGAGAAAACGACUCGAAGCUAUCGGAUGAAUUUCAGGCUAUAUAUGUUGUACUUUGCAGGGCGUCUGUGUGACAGCAGCGGCCCUGAUUCAAUAUUUCCUUAUGACGGCUUUCUGUUGGAUGUUAAUGGAGGGAAUUUAUCUUUACUUGUUUGUUGUCAAAGUUUACAACGUUAGCAGUAAGAUGAAAAUUUGUCACGGAAUUUCAUGGGGUAGGUGUAAAGGGAUAAAUUUGCAUUUUAAUUUCUCAAGGUUUGGGCAAAGACGAGGAUGAAACUAGUGUCGGACGUAAGACUGAAUGUAACGGCGAAAAAAGGAACACAAUAGCGUCAACGUUUCAAUUAAAUUUUAUCGAAGAAGCCAAAUUGACAGACCCAAGUUUCAAAUUUUGUUCCUGAUAAAUCCCUGAAACUCAUUUUCUGACGACCUUUGCAUAAAUGACAUUCUAAUGUUAUCGAUGUUUCACCUUAUAGUUGUCGACAAUUAUCCUCGCGAAUACUUCAACGUGUGUUUAAAGUUUCAUGCUUGUUAUUCAGUGUGUGUAGAGUGUUGUUCGCACUUUUGAGUUUAUGCGUUAAACCCGAAUUAAUAUUUUGAAUGUUCAUGUAAAUUUUAUAAUUGCACUCCUCCCGCCACACCUUUUACUUCAGGCUUUCCUGCAGCAAUGGUCACUUUAUCGCUCAGUGUUGCUGCCGGGAUGGACGGAAUCACAAGUUUUGUCAGCGAUGAAUAGUAAGAAGUAAAGAGCUGAAAAGUAGAAUACGUAAAGAUACAUCGUUUUCGUUUACCUAUAAGAGUGAAAUACCCAUACCCUUUCUCGUACAUACACCAUUUGCCCUUCGUUACGGGGAAAUCAGUUUUUAUUAGUAUAGGUAAUGGCAUGAUUUGUUGUGAUAUUUGGCAUAAAUACCACGAGUGAUAUUUCGAAAUUGUUGUACGUUAUUUAACGAGCCGUUAGAAGACCUCUUUGAAAUAUAACGAGUGGUAUUUUUGCCAAAUAUCACGUACAAAUCAUGCUAUUAUUUGUUUAUACUACUACCCCCAAGAGGUUUGUAAUUUUCACAUGUAGGUAUUUCGAGUUAAGCUGAAAUACCACUGCUCUAAUAUAAGCCAAUCAAAUUGCAGAAAUUUCUCAUGUAGUAGUAUAAACGUGUAAAUAUUAUUGAUUUUAAUAAAUUUAUAUCAACAGUUUCGCCAAGAGAGCAAACAUUUGAUUUUGUAGCAUAGUCAUUAAGGAUUUUUUCAUAAGUAAGGCCAAUUUCUAUAGCAGUUUAUCGAAAACAAUAUUCUUUAGUGCGAAUGAAGUUUCAUUUUGCUUGGGUGAAUGUUCGUAUAUGAGAAUAGAUAUAUCAGUUAACAUUUGUCCUUUUGAUUUCCAACACGCACACACACUGGAAGAUUUUAUAAUUUAUUUUGUUUUCGUUUUAGCUGCUGGAUUUCUUCUUCUAACGGAUUGAUCUGGAUAUUCAUCUCGUUUGUUCUUGCAAUUGAGAUCGUAAGUUCACUCAGUAUUUUUUUUUAAUCUGAUAAAAAAAAUAGUGACACGAAAACGCACUAAAAGAAAAACAAAGAAAGUGGUUUAAAGGAUUUGUUUUAACGACAAAGAUUACCUCAGUCACCAUCACGUGGGCGGUGUUCUGAUAUUCCAAUUUAGGUUUUCUAUUUUCUCAACUCUGUUAUUUUUUUCAGAUAAACUUGUUGAUUUUGGUGAGAGUUAUAAGAGAAAUGACAAAAAUGGAACAAACAAAGGACAACCAAGGAGAACAGAUAAGGUCUCACAGAUUUUAUUGCUUGUUUUAACAGGCAUGUGUAAGUACAUGUAAUAUACUGUAUUUGUUACACGCCCGGCUUGAAUGAAGCAAAGAUUCCUUUUGAGAACAAAACAUUGUUUGGUCGUUAAGUGGUCAUGUCAUUACAUUAUCACUACUCAAACUGCUCUAUUGUGUGCAAUUCCCUUCGUUUUUAAUUGACGACACAAUGACUUAGCUGCAACAACACCAUCGGCAUUCCACUGAUGGCGGGUAAGGCUAAAAAAGUUGGGACGUUGGAAACAACGAUUCGUCUGUUUAUCUUCGAGAUUUAUGUAUAUUUAAUUGAAUAUCUUAUUUAUUUUGCAGACUUGGAAUCAGAGCUUGCGUGGUGCUAAUUCCCUUACUUGGGGUCACGUGGUUAUUCGGCGCAUUAUCGUCAGCCCACAAAGCAUUCGCUUACAUUUUUGUUAUCUUCAAUUCCACUCAGGUGAGAUGCGAGCCCCAUUCUUUGCGCACCUAUUUUUUAGCUUAAAAAGCAAAUACUUAAUCACAAAUCAAAGUCAAGAAAUUAAAAGAAGAUUGAAAUUAUUUCACUGAAGAUGGCCAAGGAUUAUAUAAGUACAUUUUUUGGAAAACUUUGGUGAUAGUCUUUCUUAUUUUCCUACCCGCAGGGAUUUUCCAUCUUUCUUCUUCACUGUGUGAGAAAUAGUGAGGUAAGAACAAAAUGUUAAAUGAUUGCAAAUUUUAUCAUCUCGUGUUGCCGAAUUAUAAGUUAAGCAAUGUUUUUAGUAACUCGGAUCCAAACACAGAACCAAAAUCACAAGGAAUUUACGAUCAAACCCCUCGAUUACGAACACCUGUUUAUUACGGAAAGUUCUCAUGACCCAAAGACACCAAUAGCACCAGAGACAGCUGAUAGCGGAACCUCCGCGCGCGGGUGGCGGAGCCCCCAUUGCUAUAGAAAAUGGAAACCUAUCGAUCGAUACGAGAAAAUUUGGUUAUGACGUCAGCGUACGUCCGUCCGUCCAAACUUCCUUACGGACUUGGCAGGGAGCGAUCUUUUGAAUUAAUUGUCUUUGAUUAUCCCGCAGAUCAGAGAGAGGUUCAAAAGAAGAAUACGGGUGAUAUUUCCAGCUGCCAGCAAUGGAACUACAAGCGUUAAAAGACACUCUGACCUGAAUGGCAGCAGCAGCGGAAUCCUUUCCCUGCGAAAAAUUGAAGUUAUGCCCAUAAGUACCGAGAGCCUAGUGAAAUCACCAUGA